This is a messenger RNA of Aspergillus tanneri, 552 nucleotides long. Its product is annotated as NUDIX hydrolase. Gene Ontology annotation, cellular component: cytosol. Gene Ontology annotation, molecular function: NADH pyrophosphatase activity. The record is from RefSeq and is a predicted model, not a curated record. Lineage: Eukaryota; Fungi; Ascomycota; Eurotiomycetes; Eurotiales; Aspergillaceae. The transcript is spliced from 2 exons. Bases 1 to 552 code for a protein of 183 amino acids. Gene Ontology annotation, biological process: NAD+ catabolic process; NADP+ catabolic process.
AUGGCUACGGGCUCUCGACAUCCGUCACCACCAUCCUCAUAUGUUACCAACCCCGCGCUUAAAUCCUACGACAUUUCCGUGGCAGACUAUCUAUCGCAAAACCCUUGCUACCGACAUGGUGGGAUCUUUAGUGCAGCCGUAAUCAUCUACCAAGGCCGAGUGCUACUAAUACAACGGGCUUCAGACGACGAGUUCCCCGAUAUAUGGGAGGUGCCUGGCGGCACCGCCAGUCAAGACGAAACCAUCAUCGACUGCGUUGUCCGCGAACUGUGGGAAGAAACUGGGCUGCGGGCUUCAGCCGUUGAAAGGUUGACUGGUGAAUACGAAUGCGAGAUCAACUUGACCAAAUGGAAGAUAUUUAUCUUCCUCGUCGUCGUGGACAAUGAUCAGAUGGGAGACUCGGAUAAGAUUGUCCUCGAUCCACAGGAACACCAGGCGUUUCUAUGGGCUACGCGACAGGAGAUUGAAGAUAAUCGUUGUGGUGAAGCCCAAUUAGGGUGGUUCUCGUUAGAGCAGAAAGGAGCGAUUCUAACGGCUUUGCGGGUCUACUAG